Necator americanus (New World hookworm) is the source of this 420-nucleotide messenger RNA. RefSeq lists its product as uncharacterized. The record is from RefSeq and is a predicted model, not a curated record. The coding region runs from base 1 to 420 and encodes 139 amino acids. Lineage: Eukaryota; Metazoa; Nematoda; Chromadorea; Rhabditida; Ancylostomatidae. The transcript is spliced from 3 exons.
AUGGCAUCAACGCUCACCAUUGUUUUCAUGGCUAAAAUUGAGGCACCGAUUUGGGAAAUACGACCUCUGCUUUAUAGCCGAUUAAUUGACGACGCUUCAAUUGUCUGUUCAUCUCAAGCAGAGAUGGACAAUUGUUUCAAGUGCGAAUCUCAAGUGUUAUCAAUCGAAAGUGGACCAUCGAAUGAAAGUAAUGUAGUAUAUCUGGAGUUUAGUCACGUUCUGAUACAGCAACAAAGUCAUACGUCUUGCAAUGUGCAUGAGAUUAUAUUUAAUCUACAUGGAACACUUGUAUACCCUCCCAGAAGCUCUCAAAGGAAACUGGAAGUGAGCGCUUCGAACGCUGGGUACCUUGGCAAUAACAAUUGGGAUCAGUUAUUCGCUGGGUCCCCGCCAUCGCUUUACUACUGGCCAAAACUGUAA